Messenger RNA from Fusarium fujikuroi IMI 58289, 1176 nucleotides. RefSeq lists its product as uncharacterized. Lineage: Eukaryota; Fungi; Ascomycota; Sordariomycetes; Hypocreales; Nectriaceae. The transcript is spliced from 3 exons. Bases 1 to 1176 code for a protein of 391 amino acids. The record is from RefSeq and is a predicted model, not a curated record.
AUGAUGAGAAGAUAUCCGUUGCCUCCUGGGACACCGUUUAUGAACACACCUCCUCUGCCAUCUUCGCAUAAUGGACAACCUCGACGGCUGCUCACUCCAGAGCCACCUCAAUGUGUAAAUGAGGAGGCAAACGGCCCAUUUUUUCGACUACUCCCAACUGAAAUCCGCACAAGAAUUCUGCGUCUUGCAUUCGGCGACCGCACAUAUGGCACUACUUCUCCCGAGAACCGCCUCCUGUAUCCCGGCCCUCUUGUCAUUGACUUGUCCAAACAGUCGGAGAAGGAAUGGGCCUGGAAAAGCUCCGUUUGCCAUCGAUUUCCGCCCUCUGGGAGCAUAGACUCACGCGGACCAGGGUACGAUCCUCAGCCGUGCGACGAUGAGUGUGUAUAUGGAUGGAAUGGCCGACAGGGAUUUCGACCACAAUGUGAGCACUGGCCUGGCGAAGGGCCCAAGAAGUGUUCCGUUGGCGCCAUGGGCUGGCUACUCUCCUGCAAGCAAGCAUAUCGUGAAGGAAUUCACGUGAUAUACGCCACCAACACUUUUCAUACCGCGAGCAAAGUAAUGAUCCUGAACAUGCACGACUUCUUUCAGCAACAGCGACUCAAUGCCAUCACGUCUGUCGAAAUAGUCUGGGACUUUACACCGUGGUUCAUACUCGACACCAACGAAGACUUUAGAGUAGCUCCACCCCUCAGCGAUAUCGAGUCUUUCAGGCAGUUUCUCAAGGCCAUUCCCAAUCUUUUUCUGAACAUCAGGAAACUCUAUGUCUCCCUACAAGGAGACAUGAUCCCGAAAUCGUAUGGCCAAAUCAGCGAGACUCAGUACUCGACUAAGCAGCGGAUCAAAGUUGUGGAGGAGAAUAUUAUCAUGAAAGUCGACCAAAUGGUGCCUUACCUCAAACCACAUGUUGACUUCUCAGUCGCCUAUCCUACAAGCACGUAUGCUGUACAGCGCAGCCUUGCUCUCCGUCAGGGCUGGACAGUGAAACAGAGGCACGAGACUGGCGAGGUGGAGCGACACUGGAGGCCAUUGGCGAAAUGCAAACCUCGAACAGGCUACUGGGUUUGCUUGGGUGAUAAGGAUGUAAGAAGGAAGAGAGCGAGGGGCAUUAUUGGGCAUAAGCAUAUGCCAGCGCGUGUUUCGGAAAAUCAGUAUGAUGUUUUCUUUCGAUCUUGA